AUGGACCCCCGCCUCCUGGCUCGAGGCCUCCGUGCCCGGCCAAUGCCGUGGCUUCUCAGCUCGCGCCAACAACUGCAAUUGCAGCAGCCCUUCCUUCUCAAAAGCAUCCGCUAUAACUCCUCCAAGACCUCCUCGCCACAGACACCUCCUAGCCAACAAUCAACAAAAUCCACCUCGCCAGUCACACAAUCAACGCCGACCCCCGCCCCUGCCGAGCAAGCCAACUCCCAAGCACGAGAACCCACCAAGAGCGUUGCCUCGGAUUUCGACGAAAUUCUUAACAAGCUUGAUCUCGGAAACCGCUCAGCUAGCACAUCCCCCGACUCUCUUACCCGUGGGGGUCGUCGCAUCUUCGCCGACUCCCUAUCCCGCUCCGUCGCCGGCGUGAGCUCCCAGACCUUCCGCGACCGGUCUGCCCAGCAGCUCGCCUCGCGCAAAUUGGAGCUGAAGCUGGGCCCGACGCUGGGUCGUCAGAUCCAGGUCGAGCCGGAGCGGGGCGUGGAUCUCGCGUCGGCGAUUCGCCAGCUGCAGAUUGCGGUCAGCGUCAACAAGGUCAAGGCUCAGUCGAUUGAGCAGAAGUAUCACAAACGCAAGGGUGCGGUGCGAAAGGAGCUGCGUCGCACGCGGUGGAGAAAGCUUUUCCGUUUCUCGUUCCAGGAGACCGUAAAGAAGAUCCAGCGGAUGCAAGCUCAGGGCUGGUAG
This is a messenger RNA of Penicillium macrosclerotiorum, 702 nucleotides long. Its product is annotated as mitochondrial 37S ribosomal protein bS21m. NCBI's taxonomy places the organism in Eukaryota, Fungi, Ascomycota, Eurotiomycetes, Eurotiales, Aspergillaceae. Gene Ontology annotation, cellular component: mitochondrial small ribosomal subunit; ribosome. The record is from RefSeq and is a predicted model, not a curated record. Gene Ontology annotation, molecular function: structural constituent of ribosome. The coding region runs from base 1 to 702 and encodes 233 amino acids. Gene Ontology annotation, biological process: translation; mitochondrial translational initiation. The transcript has a single exon.